AUGCAACCCACACGCACCCAAACACGACCCAACACCAAGAUGUGGGCCAUCGUCGCGCGCCGCUGCAGAGGACAGGACGGAGGGAUGGGUGAGGCUCAGUCUCGGUCCGUGAUGCUUCAACACCAGGAUCCUCUGGACUCUCUGAGAAACAGGAAGUGCCAGGACCAAGAUGGAAACUCCAACUUCCUGUCCACCACCUCUUCCUCCAAAGACGACGAGAACCGGAACCAGAUCCGCCCUCGAAGCUUGGUCCCUGUGGGUCGCGAGCCUCCCCCCUCUUCCCCCCCUUUCACCGUGCUCUCCCCGCGAGCACGCAUCCCCUGCUGGUCUACACUCGAGCCGCUACCAGAAGUGGAGGCGGCGGACGAUGGUUACGGUCGCGUUCCACCAGAUGGCGCUGAGGAGGGGAGGCUCCUGCAGGAGGAAGGGGAAGAGGCGAGACUCAUGAUGCAGCAGUACGAGGAGAAGCAGAGACAGAAGGUCCAGAAGGAGCAGGAGGAGCUGGAGGAGCAGGACGAGUGGGGAGGUGACAGUGGGUCGGACUCAGGAAGCAUGGCGUCUCUGCAGAUAGAGGGCGCUGAUGAGAGCGCAAUGGAGAGAUGGGACCGAGUCGGAGUUGGAGCCACACGCUCCAGUCUGGAGAAGAGGAGGUCUACCAGCUACAGCCUUGACCAUGAUGAAGAGCAGUCGUCGGACUCGGACGGGGAGCAAGGCGAGCUCAUGGACGCCGUGUGGACGUUGAGGGACCGUGAACGCUUCAAGGCUCAGGAGAUGGAGCGGCACCAGACGCAGCUAACCAUGUACCGCCGCCUGGCGUUGAUCCGCUGGGUGCGCGCUCUGCAGAGCCGUGUGCAGGACCAGCAGCAGCGCCUCCAGGGCAGCUUCGACCUCAUCCUCACACACCGCAAAGAGCUGCUGCGAGCCGGCGCCACCGUCUCCGUGGCAACUGCCGCCAACGCCACAGUGACGGCGGCGCAGGCUUGA
Messenger RNA from Knipowitschia caucasica, 984 nucleotides. Lineage: Eukaryota; Metazoa; Chordata; Actinopteri; Gobiiformes; Gobiidae. The record is from the annotation of a GenBank genome assembly.